AUGGCAGACGAAAUCGCUAAUUCGGACUUCGAUGUAAACAUUCUCGAGAAUGCUUUAACAGAGCCAAACUUAGAGUUAUCCUUCCCUUUACCCACAGAUAAGGAGACUUACUUAGAAUUGGAAACGAACGACAAAGUGAGCAACAGUUUCAGUAUCUUGAAACAUUUUAUCAAAUUCUUUAGCUCGGUCAAUUAUGACGACAUUUACUCCAAUGCCGAGUACAAGUAUGCCGUGAGCAAGAUUGGUGGUAAAUUCAAUCGGAUGUCGAAGGAAUUCAUGACCGAGAGAUUAGAGAAUACCGACGAAAAAUUGGAUGAGAUAGUUUACAAAUUAGUCGAUCUGGAACUCAAAAUGAAUCUUAUCAAGGCAAAAGAUUUUCUGAAAAGAUUUGCCGAGGUGAAGAAGUUCAUGAUCAGAUACUAUUCAGCUGAAAACGAUAAGAACCUUCCUAAGUUCGGCUCACCAACAUUUUUGAAAAUUUGCUAUAUAACUGUCAUCAAAACGGUGAAAAAGAUGUUUCCACAAGGCGUUUGGGUUAAUCGAGAGCAGUUGAGUUCUCUUUAUCAGAAGUACUUGGCUAACCCAAUGUCCAUCAUUCUUCUUCCCAAUCAUCAAUCGCAUAUUGAUUAUGUCAUGUUGCACUUGAUCUUGAUUCGCUUUCAAAUGUCUAUUCCAACAGUUAUUGCUGGAGAGAACUUAAAUGUUGCAAUCUUUGGCCGAAUCAUGAAAGGUUUGGGAGGAAUAUUCAUCAAGAGAUCAUUCAACAAUGAGCUAUACACUGAACGAAACUUGACCAACUAUGUUGAAUUUGUUCUCUUGAAUCGAAUUCAUUUUGAAGUUUUCAUCGAGGGAACCCGUUCGAGAGACGGAAAAUUACUUCUUCCAAAAUACGGAAUUCUCAAAACUCUUGUGUCCAUUUAUUUGAAACAGCGUCGACAAGAAAAGAAUGAAAAUUUUGACAUGUUGAUGCAACCAAUAUCCAUAACCUACGAGCGUAUUUACGAAGCUGAUGGUUAUCUUGACGAAUUGAUCGGUAGCGAUAAAAAGCAAGAGAGUUUCGUAAACAUUUUAUCAAACGGACUUUCUAAUUUAGUUCACGGGGUGGACAGAGAUGAUGAGAAGGUUACUGUUAUGAAGGAUGGGUUUGUCACCAACGCAAAUCGUACAUUGCAUGGCAAGAUCUUCGUCAAAUUGGCAGAUAGUUUUACACUCUCGUCGUAUGUCGAGGACCCGAAGAAUCGAGUUGACUAUGAUUUCGAAGAUGAUGUUUCGGUUUCCGAGCAAGAUAUCAACUUGAAGAAACUUGGAUUCAAGAUUCUUCACGCUAUCAAUGGUGCUUCUUAUCUUCCCGAGUGUGCCAUUAUUGGUAUGGUGAUUCAAACGUUCCACUAUAUGUCAGGAAAAACAGAGUUCAACGCCAAGGAGCUUUUGCCCAUGCUUGACUUCUUAUUGAACGUUUAUCAAGAGGAAGACAUAAGUCCCACAAACUCGAAAAUUUUAACAGCCAUUCAACAAUUGAAUGAAGAGCAAAAGAUAGCACUCAUCAAAUCCCAAAUUAUCUCCUUCUUCAAAUUCACAAGAGUCAAUCCUAAGACAAAUGUCGUCAGAAUCGAGAACUCGUUUGAAUUACUUUACUACAAGAACCUUACCAUCCAUUUAUUAAUUUACAAGUGCUUGGUAUCCUUAAUUUUGCUCAAGACACUGGACCGCAUGCAAAUAAACAAGCUAUUUUACAUUUUCACAGGGUUUUUGAAGAAUGAAUUCUUGUUUGACUACAACUUCAAUCCGAAGAACAAUUUGUCUUUUAUUUUGGAGAGAUACGAGAAGCUCGGUGUUAUCUCAGAGGAUCUUCAAAUAAAAGAUAAACACUUUCAUAAUGUUCUCGCUACAAUUAUUUUGCCGUUCAUUGAGUCCUUUAUGAUAUGUGUGGAUGAACUCAACAGUACUGUCGUGAAGUUCUAUGCCAAUUCCCAAAAUAAGAUCACGGAGCAGCAACUAAUCAGUGACAACUUGAUGCUGAAGGAUUACCCGACUACCAAGUCUUUGCUUAAGAUUAUUCAAAAGGAGAACAUGAGGAUGUUUGAAAGAGGUAAUCUGCAUUUCCAUAUCGAAACUUACAACAAGCAAUACUUGUUGUCGUUUUUAUUUUACUUGAACAACUUGAAAUUGAUCAAGAUUUUCAAAAAUAAGUCGAAAACAAAGGCUUACGUCAUCAUUCGAAACCUGCGGGACUUAAAAUUCAUCUUAAGCUUCUUACAACGCUUUAUCAUGCGCAAUGAAGUGGACAACAUUUCACUCAAUUACAUGAUUGACAUUGUCGAUAAGAACUUUGAAAGAGAUGCCAACGAGUACAAGGCAAAACUUUAG
Molecule: messenger RNA, 2367 nt
Organism: Candidozyma duobushaemuli
Lineage: Eukaryota; Fungi; Ascomycota; Pichiomycetes; Serinales; Metschnikowiaceae
Exons: 1
Coding region: 1-2367 (788 amino acids)
Cellular component (GO): mitochondrial membrane
Source: RefSeq, a predicted model, not a curated record